GCGGAGGCGGAGGCAGCGGAGAUCAGUGGCUGCGGCUGUCGCAAAUGAAAUAAUCGUCGGCCCGGCAUGGGACAUGUCAGAGGCGGGCGCGCGCGCGUAAUAUCUCGACUGGUUCAGCGUCAGUCCGACGCGAAACGUGAUAGUUGGUUGACGUAGAGACAUCUUCCUCGAAACUGUCCGCUUGUGCAACAAUCAUGAGCAACGAUCAGCAACAGAUGAAGACGAUUGAACUGCGGGAAUUGCAACCACUACUGAGCCUCACAUUCGGCGAUCGGUUGAUCGUGGUCCGUUUCACGACCAAGAGUUUGUUGCAGCCGGGCGAGAAUUAUGGCAGUACAAUUUUAAGUGUUCACGCCGUGAUUAAGCGCAACGAUAAGGCGGAAGAGGAGGAUCUUCAUCUCAUCGCGAAGAUGGCACCGCCGACAAAAUUUCAACUCGAAAUAUUCGAUUCCCCGUUCACAUUCAGAAAGGAGAUCUUCAUGUAUGAGAGCAUCGUGCCUCAUUACCAAAGACUGGAGAGAGAAAUGGGUUUAAAGGAAGAUGAAAUAUUCGAUAUAUUGCCCAAGUAUUAUCAGUCUCGAUUGUCACUGAGUCCAGAUGUCGAUUUUGAUGAUGAUGCUGUUAUUCUAAUGGAGAACUUAAGAACGCGUGGUUAUUACAAUGGCGAUAGAACUAAAGGAUGCGAUCUUGAGCACUCGAGAAUCGCGAUACGGGCGAUGGCGAGGUUUCAUGCGCUAGGAAUGGCUACAAAGUACAAGCGACCGGAGUACUUCGAGGAAUUGAAGAUACGCAGCAAAUGCUUGGAGUUGAAGAUGGACGAGUUUGAGCGUUUUCAAGAAGACAUGCUGAACAGGAUAGCAGGUGAUUCGCAAUUAGCUGUUCACCUGGAUCGGUGCAAAACCGCUGUAAGCAUCUCGUCCGAUCUUGGUAUAUGGACUAAGGCGCCCGAGGAACCGUGGUCCACUAUUAUCCAUUCAGACUUCUGGGUGAACAACAUCAUGUUCCAUCGCGAUGAGAACGGCCGGGUGGACGACAUCAAAUUCGUGGAUUUUCAGAAUUAUCUGUUCCUCAGCCCGCUGCGCGAAAUGAUCUUCUUCCUGUUCUCCAGCACGGAUGUGAGCGAGGAUGAGAUCGAGAAAUUGAUAGAUCUCUACCACGAAACGUUGUUAGCCGUGCUGGACCGAAUGGGUUGCGACACCGAGCCGUUCACCAGAGAGAAAUUCGACGCCAAGAUGUUCACCGAUGCCAAACUCGAGUCUAUGCACUUGUUUUUCAUGCUUAAGAUUUUAACGCUGGACACGCAGGAAACCGAAUUGAAAUUGGAUAACAUGAAGAAUUUCAUGAUAUCCUACCAAGGCAACCAAUCGUUCAUCCAACGGCUGCGUAAGGUCGUGUUUUACUUUGUUAAACGCGAUUGGAUUUAGUGCAAUAAAAAAAAAGUAGAAAAUACUUGGAAUGUCGUAUGAUUUGACAUUGGAAUGUCAAAUCAUAUAUAAGUAUGUCCAUUAUUGCGCAAUGUGACAUAAUGGACGACACAAUUGACUGCAUUACGUAAGCAAUUAAUGUUACACUGUUUUACUUCAUUUUGCGCGCAUCAUAAAAGGAAGAGGCUAAUUACAGGAGAAGAUGGAUGUGCAAAAUUUAGCACAAAUUUGACAAAUAUAAAAUUUAUAUAUUUUUCAAACGUAUAUAUUUUACAUAUAUAUUUUACAUAUAUAUUUUUUAGACUUUGUUAAAUUUUUGCUGUUUUAUAAAUGUUUGAGUAAAAUCGAUGUAAUUCACUCUAAAA
Molecule: messenger RNA, 1789 nt
Organism: Wasmannia auropunctata (little fire ant)
Lineage: Eukaryota; Metazoa; Arthropoda; Insecta; Hymenoptera; Formicidae
Exons: 2
Coding region: 195-1424 (409 amino acids)
Source: RefSeq, a predicted model, not a curated record